UCGAUACCAAAAUGACUAAAACACCCUUUCACACGUGACUCAUUAAUACAUUUAUACUCAAAACUCAUUGGGCCGGAUCACAAUAAAACCCAUUUUAGGCCCUAAAUAAAGAAAGUAUUAUGUUUUUUUUCUUUUCUCUUUUUAAGUGGAAUAAAAUAAUUCAAAUUUUUACCAGUUGUUUUUUUAUCAGGAUUUUUUUUUUACGUGCUUUCUCAGUUACCAUACAUAUACCAAAAUAUGAUAUUUUUCUUAAGCUUUUUUUGGGGGUAAAAAAAACAUGUUAACUAAUUUUAAAAUAAAACAAGACAUAUUAUUCUUUAAACAAAUGUACAUUUUUUAUGUUAUGUCUUCUUGCUUGAACUGAAUCAAAAAAAAAAAAAAAAUGUGGAUCAAUACAGUAGUUGCCUACAUAGAAAAAAAGGUCAAUGAUAUGAAUCCUUGGAAAUGACAUACAAUACAUUAGGCAGAACGUCUAAAUUAUGUUAUAAAGGGAUAUGAGUGGAACAAGGUGAAAUGAGUGUCUUUUUCAUGGUAGGCCACUAAGAUAAGCUUCCUCCUUGUUCUCAUGUACCUAACCACCAAUCACUCAUAUCUCAUACAAAUCCCAUCACAAUUUAAAGAUCUGCCUGUUGUUUUUGGGGAUUGGGUUCAGGCUAAUCCGUAUAGCGAACCCAAAUGCUUAAUAAGCAUGAGUAUCAAUACGAAUUAGUAUAAUUCUUUCGAAAUUAGACAAAAAUUAUGGUCUGACUAAUCCACAAAAUUACAUAAUGUAAAUGACAACAUAAACUCCUUGGUUACCCCACUAGCUAGUUGUACUAAUGAUAAUCCCAAAAUAGUGAGUCGUAUCAUCAUUCAUCAUCGACCACCAUAAUAAUAGUAUACCUAACAAACCAUUAUCUCUCUUUCUCUUUUUUCUCACUUUGUUUUAUUAGAUGCCGUGUAAUUAUAUACAUAAAAUAGCAUUUCACUACGAAACAACUAAACAAAAAAAACCAAAGAAAACACAACAAGUGGGGGGAGCUAGAUGCAUUACCACGGCUGCUGCUGCGGACGGUGCAGAGUAUCUACGUCGCCUUUGCCGGUAAUAGUCAUGAUCACGGUGGCCCUCGUCCUCUUAGCCCUUUCCUCCGUCGUGAAAUUCGAGGUAGCCGUCUCCUCGGGAGAAGAUGUGCUGAGCUGGCUCCUUCUCGCCGCGGUUCCAUUGGCUCUGCUCUUCGCCGUGAGAUGUCUCUCUUGCCUUGAAACGUCGAGGCGAUCUACUUACUACUGUCCAUGUGGUCGCUGGAGAUGCGUUUGCUACUACUAGACGUUUGUUUGAUCGCGCGUAUAGGGAAACUAUGGCUUAUGGAGAGAGAAGAUCAUCGAUCUUGGACUCAUUCUCGCUCUCGCGCUCUACCGUACCCAGUUCUUUUAAUCCUAGCCGUGGCUUCGGUGUUCUUGUUGACGUCAUGGUACUUCAGCUUGGAAGAUGCAGCCGAGUCAGCGGAAGAGCAUAUGAAUCUUGCUCUUCUCUUGAUCCCUCUGUUUCUCAUAGUCUUGGUACGUUGGUUAUCUUCCAUGGAGAACCCUGACGCUAUUCUUGGAUUGUUUUCGAACAGUCAACGUCGGGCUACGACUUACGUGAGUCCCGGUGCCGGAGAUGGCGGUGGAAGCUCGCCAUGGGGAGUGGCGGCGGUUAUAGUUUUGUUGCUAGUUUUGCUUCAGUAUCAGUCAAGUUUCUUGGAGAUGUGGUCUGGUUAAUGUUAUUGAUAUUGAUAGAUAGGCUUCCACUUCACAUGUUUUGUUGUUGUCGUCUUGUGGUCACUAUGAUGUACUUAUUAAAACUUGGUCAUUACUCCGAGGAUGAGGAUCGUGUGUGACUGACUGUGUUAUCUAAAUGUAUCUUCUUUUCACGUCA
Molecule: messenger RNA, 1897 nt
Organism: Camelina sativa (false flax)
Lineage: Eukaryota; Viridiplantae; Streptophyta; Magnoliopsida; Brassicales; Brassicaceae
Source: RefSeq, a predicted model, not a curated record